AUGUUCUCAGGAUUUUCAUCAUUUGGCGGCCCAGGAGGAUUCGUAAACCUCCCCCAAACUUUUGAAGAAUAUUUCAGAUGCUACCCAAUAGUUAUGAUGAACGACAGAAUAAGGAAAGAUGACGCUAACUACGGUGGUAAGAUUUUCCUACCACCUAGUGCAUUGAACAAAUUAUCAAUGUUAAAUAUUAGAUAUCCGAUGCUUUUUCAAUUAACAGCCAGUGAAAGCGGUAAAAUGACACAUGGUGGUGUUUUGGAAUUUACUGCGGAAGAAGGUAGAGUAUAUUUACCGCAAUGGAUGAUGCAAACUUUGAAUGUGCAACCAGGUUCAUUAUUGAAAAUUGAUUCAACUGAUGUGCCUUUAGGUCAAUUCGUUAAAAUUGAACCACAAUCUACUGAUUUCUUGGAUAUUUCGGAUCCAAAAGCUGUGUUAGAAAACGUAUUGAGAAAUUUCUCUACUUUAACAGUGGAUGAUAUCAUUGAAAUUAGUUAUAACAAUAAGAUUUAUGGGAUAAAAGUAUUGGAAGUUAAACCAGAAUCUAGUUCAAGAAGUAUCUGUGUCAUUGAGACGGAUCUUGUAACUGAUUUCGCACCUCCAGUGGGAUAUGUUGAACCUGAUUAUAAAGCUUUGCAACAAAAGGAGGAAGAAGAACGAAAGAAACAAAAAGAGAACCGUAAGUUCGAUCCAUCAACAGUGGGCCAAGGUUCCAUGUCUACGAGAAUUAAUUAUGUUAAUAUAUUAGAUGAUGCGAAUAAACAGAAGACGAAUUUUAUUGGAACGGGACAGAAUAUAUCUGGUAAACCUAUAAAGGAAGAUACUGAUAAGAAUGGUAUUGAUGUUGAAAACUUAAAAAUAUCACUGGAAAGUGAGCCAGUAAGAUUAGAUCUUCCUGAUGGCCAGUUAUUCUUUGGGUUCCCAAUUGUUCUUCCCAGGAAGGAUGAUAAAGAGGGAGAAUCUAUAGAAAAGGCGACCUUUAAAGGUGAAGGUAAGUCAUUAAGGAAGACAGUAAAGAGGAAAACGAACAAGGAUCAUGCAACUACAAAAUCAAAGUCUCCAAGAAGCCCUGAAGUGAUUGAAAUUGACUGA
Messenger RNA from Naumovozyma dairenensis CBS 421, 1086 nucleotides. RefSeq names its product polyubiquitin-binding protein UFD1 (gene UFD1). Gene Ontology annotation, molecular function: polyubiquitin modification-dependent protein binding. The coding region runs from base 1 to 1086 and encodes 361 amino acids. NCBI's taxonomy places the organism in Eukaryota, Fungi, Ascomycota, Saccharomycetes, Saccharomycetales, Saccharomycetaceae. Gene Ontology annotation, cellular component: VCP-NPL4-UFD1 AAA ATPase complex. The record is from RefSeq and is a predicted model, not a curated record. The transcript has a single exon.